Sphaeramia orbicularis (orbiculate cardinalfish) is the source of this 3819-nucleotide messenger RNA. RefSeq names its product tyrosine kinase 2 (gene tyk2). NCBI's taxonomy places the organism in Eukaryota, Metazoa, Chordata, Actinopteri, Kurtiformes, Apogonidae. The record is from RefSeq and is a predicted model, not a curated record. The transcript has 23 exons. Gene Ontology annotation, biological process: intracellular signal transduction; cytokine-mediated signaling pathway; growth hormone receptor signaling pathway via JAK-STAT. Gene Ontology annotation, molecular function: ATP binding; growth hormone receptor binding; non-membrane spanning protein tyrosine kinase activity. Gene Ontology annotation, cellular component: cytosol; cytoskeleton; membrane. Bases 1 to 3522 code for a protein of 1173 amino acids.
AUGUCAGGGAACAGGUUGUCCAGGCGUGCAAGAUCAGGGGCUGGCCCAGGUAUGACUGAGCCUCCUCAGGGUAAAGGCAUCCAUGUUUAUCUGUUCUGGUCGCCACAAGGGGAGAAAUAUCUGUCCCACACAAGCGGAGAGGUCACAGCAGAGGAUCUGUGCAUCACUGCUGCCGAGGCCGUAGGGAUAACACCUCUGUGCCAUGUGUUGUUUGCCCUGUAUGAACCACUGAAAAGCUGUUGGUACAGUCCAAAACAUAUUUUCAGGCCAGAUGAAAACUCCUCCCUUGUGCUUCACUACUGUAUGAGGUUUUACUUUCGGAAUUGGCAUGGACAGAACAAGAGCGAACCAACUGUAUCCCGUUACGGCCUCAGGUCUGGGUCAGAUCAGGGAGGUUCUCCGUUGUUGGAGAUUACAUCCCUGGAGUAUUUAUUCUCCCAGGCUAAAUAUGAAUUUGUGAAUGAAGUCGUACAAAUGGAAGACGUUAAGACAGAGGAAGAGCUGAGUCGCUUCAAAAAUGAGAGCUUGGGAAUGGCUGUACUUCACCUUUCACACCUGGCCAUGCAGACAGGCAGCACCCUACAGGAUGUUGCUGAAAAAGUCGGCUUCCUACGCUGCAUUCCAAGGUCUUUUGCCAAACACAUCUCCAAAGACAACUUCCUGACAAAAAUCAGGAUCCGGCGAGUGUUUGCAGACUUUGUUCGGACUUUCCAACAGCACACAGUGGAUAAGGGGCGACUGGGUGCCCAGGAGAUCAUGUAUAAGUACAUCUCAACUCUUGAACACUUGGCACCACGCUUUGGGACAGAGACUUUUUUCGUGUCUCACCUAGAAAUAAGGAAAGAUGGAGACGGAAGUAGCUCUUAUUCCAACAGCACUCAUGCCCAGGGUGUCUCAAAGGACAACUAUAGUGCACCUUCCACACAUGAAAUAAUGGUUUGUGGCCCCAAGGGAAUCCAGUGGAGGAAGGUCACAGCUCAAAAGGCUCAAGCAAACACAUACCUCAGGAAUGACUACAUGAACUACGUGAGAAUAACAAGACCUCAAUCCAGCCAAACAAAUGCGAAUGCUCCUGAUGAGUGGACCUCCUUCUGUGAUUUUCCUGAAAUUACUCACAUAGCCGUCACAGAAAGCAUCGUGUCCAUUAUCACUGAGGAUAACCGCUCCAUGGAGGUUCAGAUGAACUCCAGCCAGGAGGCUCGUUCCUUCAUCUCCCUUCUAGAUGGAUACUACCGGCUGACUGCAGACGCCCACCACUAUCUUUGUCAUGAAGUGGCUCCCCCAAGGGUAGAGCUGAGUGAAGCUAAUGGACUGCAUGGACCUAUGCAUGAUGAUUUCGUGCUACAGAAGCUGAAAAAGGAGGCAACAGAGGAGGGAGCUUUCCUUGUACGUUGGAGUGCUCUUGACUAUCGCCGCAUCAUCCUCGCCGUUCUGAACAAAAAUGAGAAUGGAUUGACACCGAGCCACAAGCAGUUUCGGAUUCAGCAUAAGGGUUCGGUGUUCUGUCUGGAGGGCUGGGAUAAAGAAUUCUCCAGUGUAAAGGAGCUCACAGACAGCCUCAAAACAUUUGUGCUCAAGUCUGGUCCAGACAGCUUUACUGUUAGAAAGUGCUGCUUGCCACGACAAGCUGAGCUCUCCAAUCUUCUGGUGAUGAGGCAAGGUAUCAGUCACCGUGUUCACAGGGACUCUCUGUCCCGGAACAUGACCCAGUUGCGCUUCCACCAGAUCAAGGAUAAAGAAAUUGUACAGGAACUGCAUUUGGGUCGUGGAACAAGAACCAACAUUUACUCAGGACGUUUGCUGGUGCAGGGUGGAGGGUUUAAUGAUGAGUAUGAUGAAUUCAACAACAACUUCACAGAUCUUAAAGGGACCAGAGUGGUUCUCAAAAUUCUAGACCAAAGCCAUAAGGAUAUUGCACUAGCAUUUUUUGAAACCGCAAGUCUCAUGAGCCAAGUAUCCCAUAGUCACCUGGUGUUUGUACAUGGUGUGUCUGUCAAAGGAUCUGAAAACAUCAUGGUUGAAGAAUAUGUGGAGUUUGGACCUCUGGAUGUUUUCCUUCGUAGAGAAAAAGCAUCAGUUACUCCUCAGUGGAAAUUUCUAGUUGCAAAACAACUUGCCAGUGCCCUUAGUUACCUUGAGCCCAAGCAGCUCGUUCAUGGAAAUGUCUGUGCCAAGAACAUCCUUGUGGCCAGGAAAGGUCUGGAGCAUGGUACUACUCCUUUUGUGAAGCUGAGUGAUCCAGGGAUUGCCCUAAAUGUCCUGUCACGGGAAGAGCGUCUGGAGCGUAUCCCGUGGAUUGCCCCUGAGUGCAUUGACAGUGGUGCGCCCAUUGGCAGUGCUGCUGACCAGUGGAGCUUUGGAGUCACACUGCUGGAAAUCUGCAACAACGGUGAUCUUCCAAUGAGUGCCAGCACAUUGGCUGAGAAAGAGCGCUUUUACCAGCAGAGGGGCCGUCUAGCUGAGCCAUCUUCCCAGGAACUGGCCAGGUUCAUCAGCAUGUGCUUGACCUAUGAACCCACAGAGAGGCCGUCAUUCCGUUGUGUGCUUAGAGAGCUCACUGAGAUCAUGAACAAGAAUCCUGAUAUAUCCCUGAGUAACCCGCUCCCUGGCAUGAACCAAAGUGUGUUCCAUAAACGCUAUCUGAAAAAGAUGAGGGACUUAGGAGAGGGUCACUUUGGAAAGGUGACUCUCUACAUGUAUGAUCCGGCCAACGAUGGGACAGGAGAGUGUGUGGCAGUGAAAGCUUUGAAACAAGAGAAUGGUCAUGUGCCUGAUGGCUGGAUGAAGGAGAUUGAGAUCCUGAAAUCGCUUAAUCACUGCAACAUUGUCAAGUAUAAGGGCUUGUGCACUGAACUGGGAGGACAAGUGGUGCAGCUAAUAAUGGAGUACCUUCCUCUGGGGAGUCUGCGAGAGUAUCUUUCCAAACGAAAGCUGGGUGUGCCCCAGUGCCUUCUUUUUGCUCAACAGAUCUGUGAGGGGAUGGAGUACUUGCACUCAAAGCGAUACAUCCAUAGAGACCUCGCUGCCCGCAAUGUCCUCGUGGAAAAUGACAGUUUGGUAAAGAUCGGAGACUUUGGCCUGACAAAGUACAUCCCUGAAGGAGAGAUCUACUACCGUGUGCGUGAGGAUGGAGACAGUCCUGUGUUUUGGUAUGCUAUUGAAUGCUUGAAAGAGAGCAAGUUCUCCUUUUCCUCUGACAUCUGGUCUUUUGGUGUGACAUUGUACGAGAUCCUGACCCGCUGUGACCAUCGCCAAAGCCCUCCAACAAAGUUCUUUGAAAUGAUGGAGUCGGCUGAGGGACAGAUGACUGUGAUGGUACUCAUCAAACUGUUGGAGAAACAGCUGAGAUUGCCUUGCCCCAAAGAAUGUCCACAUGAGGUGAAAAUCUUAAUGGAGCAGUGUUGGGCUGCAGACCCUUCAAAACGGCCACCAUUCAGUUCCCUCAUCGAAAGGUUUAAGGGUAUUCGGCAAACAUAUGACUGGCAGCCUAACAUAAACUUCUCCUUGGCUCAGAUCUGCUGAGAAGGCCUGCUCGUAGCACUAUGUAGCACUAUGGCAGUUAUAUAGUGUGUUUCCUACAGUUCGAUGCAUGUACUUACAUAAAUGUGUAUAGGCUUCCUUUUGAUAAAAGUAUACUGUGGUUCUUUCACCUCUUAUAUGGGAUAUUAACACAAGAGUAAAAUCAAUUUGUGGGUUUUCUUUUUGGUUGACAAAUUAACCCAUAAAGACCCAAACAGCCACUGGCGACGAAUACCAUCUACUGAUCUAAACUGUUUAAUACCUGUCCAUCUACUAAUCCUAUCAGUACAUUUUAAAAAA